Molecule: messenger RNA, 5950 nt
Organism: Astyanax mexicanus (Mexican tetra)
Lineage: Eukaryota; Metazoa; Chordata; Actinopteri; Characiformes; Acestrorhamphidae
Gene: baiap2a
Product: BAR/IMD domain containing adaptor protein 2a
Exons: 16
Coding region: 222-1904 (560 amino acids)
Biological process (GO): plasma membrane organization; actin filament bundle assembly; positive regulation of actin filament polymerization
Cellular component (GO): nucleoplasm; cytosol
Molecular function (GO): protein binding; cytoskeletal adaptor activity
Source: RefSeq, a predicted model, not a curated record
AGAGAGCUGUCUGCUUCAAUUACUGCCGCGCGGUGGGCGCCCGUUCACUUCAGCUGUGAGAGAGCAGCUCCGAGCGGGGAGAGCGCAGCCGAGCAGCCGGGGAACAGCCUCCGCACACAGGCACCACGGUCCGCAGGCCAGCCCACCCGACUCUCCCAGCUCCGUGUGGGCAGCGAGGAAGCGCUCGUUACGGAUAACCCGUCCUCUCUUCAGGCUUGUUUAUGGUUUGGACUGAAGAACUCGCCAUGUCUCGAACCGACGAGGUUAACCGCGUUACGGAGAAUAUCUACAAGACAAUCAUGGAGCAGUUCAACCCCUGCUUGCGGAACUUCGUGGCGAUGGGAAAGAACUACGAGAAGGCCCUCUCCACUGUGACGUUUGCAGCCAAGGGCUACUUUGAUGCUUUGGUGAGGAUGGGAGAGCUGGCAAGUGAGAGCCAGGGAUCCAAAGACCUAGGGGACGUGCUGUUUCAGAUGGCUGAGGUUCAUCGGCAGAUUCAGGUGCAGCUAGAGGAAAUGCUGAAGUCCUUCCACACUGAGCUGCUCUCAGAGCUCGAGAAGAAAGUAGAUCUGGAUGCUAGAUACCUGACUGCGGCUCUGAAGAAGUACCAGAUGGAGCACAAGAGCAAAGGCGAGAGCCUGGAGAAGUGUCAGGGUGAGCUGAAGAAGCUGCGUAGGAAGAGCCAGGGCAGCAAGAACCCAUCCAAGUACAACGACAAAGAGCUGCAGUUUGUGGAGACCAUCACCGGUAAGCAGAGCGAGCUGGACACCUUCAUCGCCGAGGGCUACAAGACGGCACUGUCGGAGGAGCGCAGGAGAUACUGCUUCCUUGUGGACCGCCAGUGCGCCGUAGCCAAGAACAGCAGCGCCUACCAUGGCAAGGGUAAGGACCUGCUCACGCAGAAGAUUCCAGUCUGGCAGCAGGCCUGCUCUGAUCCCAACAAGCUCCCAGACAGGGCCAUGGUGUUGGUCCAGCAGAUGGCAUCCGGCUCCAGCACCCUCCUGUCCAGCCCCCUGCACUCCUCCAAGGGCAACCUGGUCAUCUCUGAUCCCAUCCCCGGAGCCCAGCCCUUGCCUGUGCCUCCCGAGCUGGCCGCCUUCAUGGGCAGCGGCCUGGGCCACCAGGGGACUUUACAGAACUCUGGCAAAGAUCUCAUUACGGAUCGUUCUGGCACCCUUCGCUUAAGAGGUUUUGACUUUCAGAGGCUGAUGGGGCCCGAUGGCAUGUCUCUGGUCAACGGGACAACAGGCAUGCAGGGCGAGGAUUACUGGACCGAGGCAGGUGUGCCGCAGGGAAGACCCGCCUCCCCGCAGCCCCAGUCUCAGCCUCAGCCACAGAGACAAGUCAGCGACGUUUACUCCAACACCCUGCCUGUCCGCAGACCCCAGCCUGCCAAGAACAAGACCUCCGUGGGUGAGACGCGGACUCUGCCCAGGUCCAGCUCCAUGGCAGCAGGGCUGGAGAAGAAUGGACGCUCGCGUGUUCAGGCCAUCUUCUCACACGCUGCUGGAGACAACAGCACACUGCUGAGCUUCAGUGAGGGCGACAUCAUCACACUGCUGGUGCCCGAGGCCCGGGACGGCUGGCACUACGGAGAGAACGAGAAGAACAAGAUGCGAGGCUGGUUCCCCUUCUCCUACACACGAGUGCUCCCUGAAAGUGACAAUGACAAGCUUAAAGUGAAUCUGCACCACGGAAAGAGCAGCAGCACGGGGAACCUGCUGGAGAGAGACGACACGUCUCUACCCAUGCCCGACUACGGCCUGACCGCCCGCCUCCUGGCCCAGAGUCUCACACAGAACCGCCCGCGCCCGUACAGCAUGGCUGGCUUUACACAGCCAGCAAUUGAGGAUUAUGACAGUCAUUUUGCCACAAGUUAUGGUCCUGAAUUGUCCCGGUUCUGAGUGUGCAGGACCUCCUGACCGCUCCCUGGAGGUCUACCUCAGAUCUAGCAUGAUGGACGACCGCACCGCUCCGCUCUUCUACUAGAGAUGGGCCCACGCUUGGCCUGCUCUCUCUCUCUCUACCGCCCUCUUCUGUUCUGUGUUUGUUGGCCUGAAAGCAACACAUGGAGCCACUGGAGCGCACGAGCGUACGCCUCGGCCUGAAGACUUUCCGGCCUAAAGCCAGUUGGCUUUACUAGCAUUAUUACAUGCAUUACACGCCUGGGAACUUCAGGCUCUGAGAAUUGCGCUUUUUAUUUUCUUUUUCAUAUUAGCUUCAGGAAAAUUGUGUUGAGUAUUGUUGUAUUGUGAAAAAGAAUGAAAUGUAGUGAAUUAUUUGUAUAAUAAAUGAUAUGUUUGAAAAUGCCAACUUUAAUCAAAGCCUCUACAAGAGAAACUACUAGCUUUGUUUAUGGGGAUGCUCUUUUUUUUUUUUUUUUUUUUUUUUUUUUUUAGAUCAUUGCUCUUAAUAAUUCAGUGAUUAUGCAUCAUUUGUGUUGCUUGAUUUAGGCUUUUUUGAUACUAAAAUCAGUAAAUAGAUACAUGAGAACAAAAAGUACAAUCACAUCCAAGAUAGGAUGGCUUUUUUUUUUUUUUUUUUUUAAGUGUAAUUUAAGUAGAAGAAGAAAAAGUGCUAAAGGAACAGCUUGACCAAACCGUGCUAAUGUGGCAAUGUAACAGUGAAAAUAUAGAAAACCACCAGUUGGCAUCAAUAUUUAAUUUGUGAAUUACAUAAGAAGUGGUGGCUGUUAUUUUUUUUGUUUUGUUUUGUUUUUAGCAAUGUUAGCGUCUUUUGUUUGACCAUUUAAACUGUUCCUUUAAGUGUUCUAGUAUAAUAUAGUACACUUUAUUUUCAUUUUCCCUUUCUGUUGUUUGUACUUUAUCCAUCAUAUAUAUAUAUAUUUUUAAUAUAUUUCAUUGCAAUAAGUCUUAGCCGUAGCCUUCCAUAUCUUCGCUUUGCCAAUGGAGGAUAAUUAGCGCUUGCAUUUUUAGAGCUUUGGGUCUGUAUAUAAAGGAUAAAUUACUGGUACUGAUUUUGUUAAUUUUCGUCCUCACUCUCUCUCUGUUAUUAUUAAGGUUCACCUCUCUCAUGCGUCUGCACUGGGGCUGUGAAUAUUGGCAAGAACUAUCGUGGCAAUACGAUACGUAGCACCUUACAGGGGAUACAAUACAAUGCUGUAUAUGUUGCAGUUAAAAAAAAAAACUAAAUAGAAAACAUAUCUGUACAAUGCUUAUGCAACCAGAGUAGUGGGAUUUAACUUCAGAAUACAACACUGCCUUCUAGUGGUCAGGGUUUUAACUCAACACUAAAUGAACCACUGUCUGCUUCCUUUACAUCUUUACAUCUAAACUAAUAAUUCAAAAUCCAUACUCUGUUUGAGAAUCGAUACAGUAUUGCAAAACAAAAUAUCACAAUACUUUGAUGCGUUGAUAUUUUUUACACCCCUUUUCUGUACCACAAAUCAUUUCUCUACUGUAGGGAGUUUGUUAAUCAUUUAUUGGUGUUUUAUGGGAAUCCAACAGAUAUAAUCUGUGUAUAGAGUCUGUGUAAAAUUGAUUUAAUUACAUUAAAAAAAUAGAAGUGCUAAAUAUCAAUACAGUAUAAGACAACUGCUUUUAAUACUUGGAUCUUGGCUUGUAAUGUCUGCAGUAUAAAAUCUGAAUUACACUUGAAAUUUUCUACCUAAACCUUGGAAAUCCAUAUAUAGCUUCAUUUACAAAUUUAGCUAUUUUUCUGCACUAGUGGAUCUUUGAAAAGUUACUCUCAAAAUGUGAAACUCCUAUAUGAUAUGGAUGUACUACACACAAAGUGAUCUCCAGACCAUCACUGAUUGGUGGAAACUUCACACUAGACCUCAAGCAGUUUGGACUGAGUGUCUCUCCACUCUUCUUUCAGACUCUGCUCCCUUGAUUUACAAAUAAAAUGUAAAAUAUUCUGAUAAUCAGUGAUGGUUUGUUUGGAGAGACAUGUCAUCUGCUGGUGUUGAUCCACUGUGUUCUAUCAAGUGCAAAGUCAGUGCAGUGUUGUCCACUCUGCUGACAUUUUUUAUGAAGAUGUGGAUUUCAUUUUCCAGCAGGAAUUGGCACACUGCCCACAAGUAAGACCAAAAGUACCAAAGUCUUAUAUAAUAUUCAAAUUUUCUGAGAUACUGAUUUUUGGGUUCUCUUAGGCUGUAAGUCAUAAUCAUCAACAAUAAAGAAAUAAUAAAAUAAAUAAAUGCCUAAAACAACUGCGAUUAUGAAAUAAAGUAACUUUUCAAUGAUAUUAAAAUUUGUGAGAAGCAUUGUAUACAUUGUUCUUGUACAGAAUAUUUUCCAUUGGCAAAAAAAAAAAAAAAAAAAAAAUCAGAAACAUGCACCACCAUGAGUCUGUGCCUUCUACUGCUCUGUAAAGUUCUAGCUGAGUUGAGGCAAAAGGGAAAUCAAAUCAUUUAUAUAAGAUUUUUUUUGUAUCAUUCGCUUAAUAUUAAUAUGGUUUCAUUUGGUUUGUUUUGUUGCUUUAUACAAAUUGUCUCAAUUUUAAGUGUCUUGUAUAUAGUGUCCUUUUUGUUAGAUUAAUAUGGCUUAUCUUAAUUAGUUUGAGUUUGUUCAGGAAUACAUUUGGGCCUAUGUAAAGUGUAAAAAAAAGUGUACACACAUACUUCUUAAGACAUUAUCAUGAUUAUUAUUAUUACUACUACGGUUAGUGUAAAUACAACCCAUUUUUUUUCUCCCAACCCAAAAAGAAGUCAAGUGUUUAUUUCAGGAAUGUUUUGACCACUGUAGACUUUAGUCAGCACUGGUACCUUAAAUAACCUGUACUAUGUAAGAUUUGAACUCAUGUCUUUUAGCUGCGAAUGUUUGAUUGUAUGUUUUAAUCUCUUUAAUACACAGGACACGGAUUGUUGUAUUUUUUUUGUCGAAGAAAGAGGUAUUUUUUAGUGGAAAAAAUAGCAGUCGACUCUUCCAUGACUGUACCUGCUGUAAAAAACUGUAAAAAUGCUUAAAAUUUUAUUUCACACAUCAUCGAAAAAAAGUGUGGGAUUGUCAUACUGUUUGGAGGGAAAGUAAAAGUUAACAGGAGCAAUAAAUUAUAAGAAAUGUAGAUUGGUAUGGAUAUGGCUUAUUUUUGGUCAUAUUUAUCGAGCUGCACUUUAAGAAGUAGUGUGUAAUGCUUGUGUGACAUGGCAACAUGCCAGACGUCUCAGCAUGAAGUUGUAGAGGUUCCUAAUGCCGUCCAGAGUUCCUGCAGAUUUUGCGGUAGGGGUGUAAGAGUGUUGAUAACGCAUCUUGUAGUAUCUUAAACAUUUUUAUUCAAGGAUAGGUCUGGCCAUGUGUUAUGGGAAGCUGCUGAGAUGCUAUUAAACUCUCUAUCAACACUCCAUUCCUGAACAUUUGAGCUGAUUAGGAUGCGUUAUCACAGAACGCCAUUAGGAACCUCUACAACAACAUGCUGAAAUGUCUGGCAUGUUGCGUUACACACAAUUUCUGUAUUUGCAGCUUAAAAAAAAUACAACCAAGAGUUGCAUAUCCAUAUCAGUCAACAUUUUUUAUAAUGUACUGUUCCUGGUAAGCUUUAUUUUCUGAGUGCAACAUUUUUUUUAUGACGAGUCGGAUUGUUUUAUUUCUGUACACUACACAAAAAAUACUCCAAUAAAUAAAAAAAAAGUUUAGAUUUGCAUAAGUUUUUAAAGACUACUGCUACUGCUUCAUACAGAGUAUAUAAAUAUAAAGUUCAGAGCGUUCCUGUAUUCACAGUAGUGUCGUAUACUGGCUGCAUUUGAGAGAGCACUCACAGCUAGAGAGGAAACAAGGUUAUCGAAUCUUAUUGGAGAUGUGUGAAACUGUUUCAGGAGAGUGUGUUUGAAAGUGUAUGUGUGUGUGUGAAAAGCUGAAAUAGGCCUAUUUUUUUCAGUCUGUUUUGGCUUUUUGUCUCUGUUCUGUUCAUUCUUAUUUAUGUUCCUGAAUUUUAUGAAAUCCUUUUUUUCUGUGUGUUUUUCUUUGUGAAAUAAAAUGAAUGAAAACAA